Messenger RNA from Capsicum annuum, 2688 nucleotides. Its product is annotated as heat shock protein 83. Gene Ontology annotation, molecular function: ATP binding; ATP hydrolysis activity; ATP-dependent protein folding chaperone. Gene Ontology annotation, biological process: protein folding; cellular response to heat; protein stabilization. The record is from RefSeq and is a predicted model, not a curated record. Gene Ontology annotation, cellular component: plasma membrane; cytosol; protein-containing complex. Lineage: Eukaryota; Viridiplantae; Streptophyta; Magnoliopsida; Solanales; Solanaceae. The coding region runs from base 344 to 2461 and encodes 705 amino acids. The transcript is spliced from 3 exons.
AAUUAUGAUGUUUUUUGUUAAAUAUUUAAUAUAGAAAAAAACUACUAUAGCAUUUAAUAAUUUAUCAAAUAUCACAGUGAUCGGAUUGUACCAGAAGGAACGAGUAGAAAUAAGAAAUGGUGUAAAGACUAGAGGGACGUAGAAGAUUCCAGAAGCACAGCUUCACCUCUGGCAAUUUUCUUUCUCCAACAGAAUACUCUAGAAUUCUUCUUCUUUCAUAUAUAAUAUACCUUUCUUCCUCCUCUCGAAAAUUAGAUCAAUAAGUAUUCAAACAACUUGCAAAUACAAAUCCCUUCUUCAUUGCGUCCUUUAAGUUUCACUUCACAUUUUUAGCAUAUUUUCAAUGGCGGAUGUUCAAAUGGCUGAGGGAGAGACCUUUGCUUUCCAGGCUGAGAUUAACCAGUUGUUGAGUUUGAUCAUCAAUACUUUCUACAGCAACAAGGAGAUUUUCCUCCGGGAACUUAUUAGCAAUUCAUCUGAUGCAUUGGAUAAGAUCCGAUUCGAGAGCUUGACGGAUAAGAGCAAGUUAGAUGCUCAGCCGGAACUCUUCAUUCGUAUUGUUCCUGAUAAGGCGAGCAAGACGCUCUCUAUUAUUGAUAGCGGUAUCGGCAUGACCAAAGCAGAUUUGGUGAACAAUCUGGGUACCAUUGCAAGGUCUGGCACCAAGGAAUUUAUGGAAGCUUUGCAAGCUGGUGCUGAUGUGAGCAUGAUUGGUCAAUUUGGCGUUGGUUUCUAUUCUGCUUACCUUGUAGCGGAGAAAGUUAUUGUGACAACCAAGCACAACGAUGAUGAGCAGUAUAUCUGGGAAUCACAAGCAGGUGGUUCAUUCACUGUUACGAGGGAUGUCAGUGGAGAGCAAUUGGGCAGAGGAACAAAGAUUACUCUCUUCCUCAAGGAAGACCAGCUGGAGUACUUGGAAGAAAGGAGAAUCAAGGACCUUGUAAAGAAGCACUCUGAAUUCAUUAGCUAUCCAAUUUACCUCUGGGCUGAGAAGACUACUGAGAAAGAAAUCAGUGAUGAUGAAGAUGAUGAGCCCAAGAAAGACGAGGAGGGUGCUGUUGAGGAGGUCGAUGAGGAUAAAGAGAAGGAGAAAGGCAAGAAAAAGAAGAUUAAGGAGGUUUCUCACGAGUGGGAACUCAUUAACAAGCAGAAACCUAUCUGGUUGCGCAAGCCGGAGGAGAUUACUAAGGAGGAGUAUGCCUCUUUCUACAAGAGUUUGACCAAUGAUUGGGAGGAUCACCUUGCUGUCAAACACUUCUCUGUCGAGGGGCAGCUUGAGUUCAAGGCUAUUCUCUUUGUGCCCAAGAGAGCUCCGUUCGAUCUUUUUGACUCCCGGAAAAAGAUGAACAACAUAAAGUUAUACGUCAGGAGGGUGUUCAUUAUGGAUAACUGUGAGGAGCUUAUGCCUGAGUACCUUGGAUUUGUGAAGGGUGUUGUGGACUCUGAUGAUUUGCCUCUCAACAUCUCUCGUGAGAUGCUACAACAAAACAAGAUUCUUAAGGUGAUUAGGAAGAACCUCGUGAAGAAAUGUAUUGAGAUGUUCAAUGAAAUUGCUGAGAACAAGGAGGACUAUAACAAGUUCUACGAGGCUUUCUCAAAGAACUUGAAGUUGGGUAUUCACGAAGACAGCCAGAACAGAGCCAAAUUGGCUGACCUCCUUCGUUACCACUCCACCAAGAGUGGUGAUGAGAUGACCAGCCUGAAGGAUUAUGUCACUAGGAUGAAGGAGGGCCAGAAAGAUAUCUACUAUAUAACUGGAGAGAGCAAGAAGGCGGUUGAGAACUCCCCAUUCUUGGAGCGUCUCAAGAAGAAAGGAUAUGAAGUGCUCUACAUGGUUGAUGCUAUUGAUGAAUACGCUGUGGGGCAGCUGAAAGAAUAUGAUGGUAAGAAACUGGUCUCUGCCACCAAGGAAGGAUUGAAGCUCGAUGAUGAAACCGAAGAAGAGAAGAAGAAAAAAGAGGAGAAGAAAAGAUCUUUUGAGAAUCUCUGCAAGACGAUCAAAGACUUCCUUGGUGACAGGGUUGAGAAGGUGGUUGUUUCUGAUAGGAUUGUUGACUCUCCAUGUUGCUUGGUGACUGGCGAAUAUGGUUGGACAGCCAACAUGGAAAGGAUCAUGAAGGCUCAGGCUUUGAGGGACAGCAGCAUGAGUUCUUACAUGUCUAGCAAGAAGACUAUGGAAAUUAACCCCGACAAUGGAAUCAUGGAGGAAUUGAGGAAGAGAGCUGAGGCAGACAAAAAUGACAAAUCAGUGAAGGAUCUUGUAAUGUUGCUCUUCGAGACAGCUCUACUGACAUCUGGUUUUAGCCUUGAUGACCCGAAUACCUUUGCUGCAAGAAUCCACAGGAUGUUGAAGUUGGGUCUAAGCAUAGAGGAAGAGGAAGAGGAAGAAGCUGGUCAAGAUGAAGACAUGCCUGCACUGGAGGAAGCUGGCGAGGAAAGCAAGAUGGAAGAAGUAGACUAAGCACUGAAGUCAGUUGAGACGUGAGAUGUCUUACAUUGGGUGUGUGGAAUUACAUUUUGAAUUGUUCUCUAUUUUCUCAAUCUUGUGUUUAGUAGAGUAGUUGUUGGCUAUAGUGGUUCGGAUGGAUCAGUUGAGUCUGUUGUGUAAGCAAUCUGUGUCGUGUCUCGUCCAAGCUGUAAUAGAGUUUGUUCAUCCGUUUACUGAAUUGUUAUAGUCUAUUUUGAUCA